AUGCUUGGUCUUGUCCCUGUGGAGGAGAUUGCUAAAAUUAUCAAACUUAUACCAUUGAUUAAAACCAAAACUCGGGAACACGGCAAGAGCACCAUUGGGAAAGUCAACUGGGCUGAUGUUGCUACUUGCUAUCAGGCUAUUUGGGAUGGACUUAAGGCAUCCUCUGUUCUAACACCAUCUGACCUUGGCCGGGAAACAAUGACAUUAUGGGUCGAAGAGAUUUUAAAAGUCUCACCACAUGGUAGACUAUCACAGCUCGGUAUUGAUGUUAUCCACGCCUUAGACGGUUUCGGGGCCACCGGUUUAAAUUUGGUAGGAGAUGUCCUUCUUCGCCGUAUUGUCCUUACGGCGGCGUCUGUGCCAGAAUCAACAAAUAUAGAUAUACCCGAUGAUGCCCUGCACGGCACCCUCCUCUAUACUCGGUCACUCCUCAAUUCAUGUCCUCCCGAGGUCGCGGUCGCACACAUUUUAAAAAUAACCGAGCUACUAGUAUUUUCACCAGUAUAUUCAAAGUGGGGUUCCCAAUCGUUGCGCAUCUGGUAUUGGGUACUGUCCCGUCUUGAUAAUGAUUUAGUCCUAUUCUCAGCCACUUCGAGGAGUAAUUUUGAUUCCGCUUCGAGUUUGACCUCGUCGACGAUUUGGGACACAAAUGGCUUGGACAUUCCAAAUCGACUUAGAAAUUUGCUUAAGUUGUGGGUCCUAGCUGUCCUGGGACACACCACAGACAGCUAUGCAAUACUAGAUUCCCGCAGACGGAAUGUAUUUCGUCGUCUUUUAUCUUCCCUCGAUCGAGCUUCAGGCCCAUUCAGAGGUACUGAUAUUUUGACCCGGCUCCGAAUAUACUUCCAAGACUCCCGUCUGCGCGUUUUAUCUGCGACAGACCUUGUUCUGUCAAAUGCUGCCGACAUAGAGUUCUCAAUAGCACAAAAGCAGUUUCGUUGGAAUAGAGAAAGCGGACAUGCUGGUGGGCCGGAUUGCCUUGACCCAGUGAUAAAAGCGACGCUCCUUAAUCCCACCCACAGUCCUAAGACAAUCAAAGAAAUCCUCCCAUACUUCUCCAUGUACACCCGAAACCGCGCAGCAAUAUAUGCUACUUUUGAUCAGCUUGCAAAAUCUACGGAUGUCACCUCCUCGUCCUUUAUCCAUCAGAUCAUCACAUUCACAGAAGCUGGUGCGAUCCCGCGCAGCGCCAUCCUGCGUCUCCUCCGCCGCCACACCCCUUUAAAAGUCGCGUUGUCCCGCUGCUGGCAGGAACCAGCACCCACAUAUGCGAUAACAGAACCUCGCGCACCACCGCCAGAUCCUUCUUUAUACCCCAACCCUAGCGAAUGUUUGCGCAUGUUGCAUAUUCUCGCCCUCGUGUUUGCUUGCACGACGACAGUAACACCAACAACGUCCUGGCGCCUGACGCAAUGGGUAUAUUUAUUCAUCGUCCAGCACCAUGGGCCUGUAUCGCCCAUAUUAGCGCGAGCGCUUUUCCAAGCUGGUGUUACGAGGUACCGUGAAGCCGGCAAACCAGUACCAAAACGUAAAUAUGCGUUUAUUAUGCAGAAGAUCAGGGAAGCGGAGGGAGCGUCUGUUGCGAAUGCACUGUUGGAUGCGGAAAUGGUUUGA
Messenger RNA from Histoplasma mississippiense, 1614 nucleotides. RefSeq lists its product with no specific name. The record is from RefSeq and is a predicted model, not a curated record. The transcript has a single exon. NCBI's taxonomy places the organism in Eukaryota, Fungi, Ascomycota, Eurotiomycetes, Onygenales, Ajellomycetaceae. Bases 1 to 1614 code for a protein of 537 amino acids.